Molecule: messenger RNA, 750 nt
Organism: Linum tenue
Lineage: Eukaryota; Viridiplantae; Streptophyta; Magnoliopsida; Malpighiales; Linaceae
Source: the annotation of a GenBank genome assembly
GAGAUUGCCAGUCUGUCUAGGUGGUACAGAGGAUUUGGUUUGUUGGGCUUGGGAGCUUUGACGCAUUUGCAGCAGUCUGGUCCGCCAUCUAGAGAGGCCCAGUGUUACCUUCUUUUGCUGCUUGGGUCCACACUGUUCGUAGAUAAGAGUAAGGAACGCGUUUCUGCUAUUGUCAACUUGUUUGUGAAGAGGCCGGAUAUGCUAGGAGAGUACGCGUGGGGGGCAGGAACACUUGCUUAUCUGUACAGGCAGUUUGGUAUUGCCUCCCGGGCGGAGGCUAAGGGAGUGUCGGGUUGUCUGACUUUACUACAGUGUUGGAUUUACGACCACUUUCCUACCUUGAGGCCCAGUCGGUUGGAGCCACGAAGAAGCGGUAUCUCACCCCAGUCGAAGAAGAAGAAGAGGGAUGCCCAGAUGCUGGCUUAUUAUCGGCAGGCGAUUGAUAGUUUGACCCCUCAGUCAGUUUGUUGGACUCCGUAUGGUCAGAGUCCUCAUUUGACGGUGAGACGUACCUUGUAUCAGGGCCUGCUCAGAUUUGCAGAGAUAGUAAAGCCAUAUUUUCCCACUAGGUGCCUCCGGCAGUUAGGCUACGUGCAGAGUGUACCGUAUCCCCCGGAGCGUCCGCUUGUUGUGCGUCGACCGGCUUCCACGCUUGGAUACUCUCUUAGCUACCAGUCCGUUUAUGAUUCGUGGUGGAACAACUUGGGGGCGCAUAGUGUGCAUCUGGACCUUUAUUCUACUCCGAUAUGA